Molecule: messenger RNA, 768 nt
Organism: Eucalyptus grandis
Lineage: Eukaryota; Viridiplantae; Streptophyta; Magnoliopsida; Myrtales; Myrtaceae
Exons: 2
Coding region: 14-397 (127 amino acids)
Source: RefSeq, a predicted model, not a curated record
AUCGCAAUCGCAGAUGGAUCAUCUGAAAGAUCGAGGCACUCACUUGGUCAUUGCAUGUCUUCUCUUGGUGGGUCUUCUGUACAAUUGCUUCAACUCGACUCCAACGGGCACUCACCUCCUCUUUCAGCUCCCAGGCAAGAACACUCAUCCCUCCAUCGUUUCGGGAUCAAACGCAACCGAGUACAGGGAUGAGCUUGAGGAAGCAUUGCCUAAGGCGUCAAGGCCAAGCAAGACGAUGAUCAUAGCGAUGGUGAAUGACGCUUAUGUAGAAGGGGAUAAGCCGAUGCUCGACUUGUUCUUGGACGGGUUUUGGCUGGGGGAGGACACACGCACCCUAGUCCACAAUCUUUAUUGGUGGCAAUCGACCAGAUGGCAUUCGAGCGAUGCUUGUUUCUGAGGCUUCACUGCUACAAGCUCCAAACGGAGAAGGAUUUAGCUGGAGAGAAAGUGUACAUGUCCCAGGACUUCAUCAAUAUGAUGUGGAGGAAUCGUGGCAUUAUUAGGCAGAGCUUCAGCAUUGCGUCGCAGUUAUUAGAUUCAUCUUUGAAGCAAUUGAUCGGUGAUUCUUGACUAUUGGAACUUUGCUCGAUUUGAUAAGCCACAUUAGGCGGCCUCAUGUAAUGCAUGGGCUCAACCGGAGCCUAUUCUAAUGCAUAUAUGAUAUAAGCAAAUUUUAUUUACUGAUGACUUAAAUUUACCUACAAUAAUCUGAAAUUUGUAACCUUAUUAUUGUGUGAUUUACCAAUUAGUUUUCAAUUAACUUGUCGA